GAGUCGGCUUCUCGGGUCCUUUCCACGGGGCUGAGGAGGAUUAGCAGCCAACAUGCCGACUGUCGGAGUGAAGAGGGAUCUCCUUUUUAAAGCUUUGGGAAGAACAUACAGUAAGUCACUUAAAAUAAACAUUACAGUGUUGAACAAGUCCUCCGUUUGGUUUAAAGAUCUGCUUCUGGCUUUAUUUUACGGAGGUGAGAGACGAGCAUGAAGUGACUAGCCCACUGGUUAGCAUCCAGUGAGCGACCCUCAGCACAGUUUACUCUUUAGACUUUAUCUCAAAUAUCCUCAGCUAUAUGGACAUUUGAAAAAGAAACCCGAACCUAACAGAUGCUUUCUUUUAGUUCUGUGUCAGGAAUGUUGAAUAAAACAGGAAAUAUAGUCCAUUGUAGGUUGUCGUAGUUACUGGGCUGUUGUCUUGGUUGCAUCAUAUCCUCCUGUCAUUGAAACCUGAUCAUGCGGCUCUGUACAGAUAACAAAUGCGCAAAUCAGGGUUGUAUUUUUCAAGCUAAGAUUAUACAUUUUAUUGUUCUUGUCAAUAUGAUGGCGUAAAACUCAUUUGUUUAGAUGUAAAAGGUUAUGAAGCAGAUUGAAAUGAAAUGAGUGUUAAUUAUGUCCCCUAAAAAAGACCCAGACCAUCAACACCAAGACUGACUGUUUCCAUCAUCUAAUAUUUGAUCCUUUGCACAACUGACAAGGAGAAGGGGGGUGGGAGUCAGACCACUAAAAGACUACAUUUUAUGCUGCAAAAUCCCCAAUGUUUGACACAUUUGACUGUUUAAAGACAACACAGUGAGAGUAUUUGUCAAGAAAUACUCCUCGGCAUGUACAGGACAAGAUCGAAAAAGCUUUAAGGUGUUUAUUUUAGGCUAUAGAGGCCUGAAACCAACACAAACAGCUUCAAAAAUAGUCAUUUUAAGAAACUGCCUGUGUGAAAUCUUUUGAUGCUAUUUGGCAAAGCUCUAUUUUUCAUACAUAAAAGCAGACAUCGUUACCUGUUGCUCUUUUUGUGGACUGAAACAGCUAUACAGCUGUCUUGGUAUUUUUCUCUAACUGCAUCUUUUGGCAAGAACUUUUCAGCUACUUCAUUGCAAUAUAAUGUAAUUCCGUCAUUAUACAAGUCUACUAAGGUCAUGAAGUCCCAAACAGCAAAAUCCACAAAUGGUGACAGCUAUUUAAUGCCUUUUGAACACAGUUUCAUAACUUGUUCCCACUAGAUAAUUUAAUACUUGACAGUUUAAUUAUCUUGUGAAAAAGAGUUAUUAUUUUAAGUGCACAAUAUUACAUUUUUUGAUCAAAAGAUUAUGGCUUUGCACACAUUCGAAUAAACAAAGAAAUUAACAGUUUUUGGGAAUUAAAGGACUGUGUGUCGAUCAAUCAAUCGAUCAAUCUACAUUUAUUUAUCUACAUUUAAUAAUAUAUUAUUAUUAUUAUUAUUAUUAUUAUUAUUAUUAUUAUCAUAUAGCAAUAAUACAUAUAAACUACUCAAUUGUCUUUUUAAUGCAAACCUUGAAGCCUCUCAUUAUGAGUCCACAUAUUUUGUUUAAAUUGCAGAUUUCAUUUUUCUAAAUACGUUGUACUUCCUCAUAUAUUUUACCUGUUAUUUAACCACUUUUGUCUCAGUUUUUCAGUCCUUUUUUUUUUUUGACUUACCACAUUUUCAAAAGUUACAUAAAACCAGCCAUUUACUGCUAACGGACAUAUGAAGCUGUUUUUAAUGAUUCCUGUUUCUUGUUUGUUUCAGCUGAUGAGGAGUUUGAUGAACUGUGCUUUGAGUUUGGACUUGAGCUGGAUGAGAUUGUAAGUCAAAUGUCUCUAUUUUCGUGAUCACAGAAUUUAAAAUUUCACUUUAUACUGUAACUGUUAAUGUUGUCAGUCAUUGAAAUGUCCCCUAUGAGUUGCAUCUGCUAGAGCCCUGACAGUAUUUGAAUCAUGAGUCAGGACUUACUGCUGCAUGCUUAUUCUGUCCCGCAUCUUUGGAGAUAAUGUAACUUUACAGAAAAAGACCUUUUUAUGCUCUGUAAUGUAUUCAAACAAUUACUUAUACAACAUAUAAAGAAUCUACUCCAUAAAAUAUAAGUGCAUACUCACUAGAUAUUCUGAAAUAUAAAACAAAAACAUGCUGUAACAUUAAGUUAUUAAUCAUAUGAGUCUUGAUGCCUCUUUGCAGACCUCAGAGAAGGAGAUAAUCAGCCGAGAACAGGGUGACUCCAAAGCCACAGGAGCAUCUGACAUCAUCCUGUACAAGAUUGAUGUUCCAGCUAACCGUUAUGACUUGCUGUGUCUGGAGGGUCUGGUCCGUGGGCUGCAGGUCUUCAAGAAUAAGUGAGUGGUGUCCUCUCGGAUAGAACUGAUCCACUACUCUGAACAGCAACAGUUUAAAGUGGGUAGGAAAGUUUUGCUGAGUGCUGCAGUACACAGCAGAGGAGUAUUAUCUGUAAAUCAGUUUGGAGGGUUGAUAUUUUUACAGUUGAAAAGAUGUCUUUAUUUUAACGGCUUUUAAACAAACACAAAUCCAUUCUCCAUACUGAGCUCGGUAAUUCGCUCCAGUCUUUCUGCUGAGAUUGAGUUUGUGUUGCAGGUUGGAGGCGCCUCACUACAGACGUGUGAAACCAGCCAGUGGGGAGCCUCAGAGACUGAUCAUAACGAAAGAGGUUGGUUUGAAUAUUUAUGAUUUAUGAUGACAAAGGCGAAUGGGGUUAUGUAUACAUCGUAUAUUAGUGCAAGGAAGAUAAAAAAAAAAAAAAAAAAAAAGCAGCAAGACCCUCAGAGAUAAAAAAAAAAAUAGUUGAUUAAACUGUGACAUUUGGAGCCCCUGGUCCUCAGCAGGGGUUCAACCCAGUUCACUUCAGUCCUGGGCACCACUGUUACUGUUUAGCUUUAUGACAUCAUGUGUGGUGAAAUGUGCUUUAGAAAUAUACUUGCCUUGCCUUUAAAUUGAAUUCAGUGUUUUUAUUAUAACUUCAGGGUUAUAUUCAUCUCAUGCAUCUCACUCUGUAUCUUCCAUGUGGUUUUAUUCCACCACACCUGACACCAGAGUGCCUUCAGGCUCAGUGGUGUGCAGAAUCUAAAGGUAGUAUGUUAGUGUGGCCCCUAUCUUUGAAAACACUAUCACCUGAUGAGCAGCAAUGACAGAAGCUCCUGGUUGAAUAAGUGAUGUUGAGUUUGUGUGUAGCUUCAUCUUUUUAUUUUACGUUGUGUACUGACAUGGUGAGCAGCUGUGGGUGAGUUAAAGGUUGAUAACGUGUUUUUUCUGUGCAGACAGCGGUGGUGCGACCUUACGCUGUGGCAGCUGUGUUGAGGAACAUAACCUUCACACAGGAGCGCUACGACAGCUUCAUCGAGCUGCAGGAGAAACUCCACCAAAACAUCUGCAGGUCAGAUAAAAUUUUAACUUCAAGUUUGGUGUCAAACAAGAAUGAACUUGUUCCUGAGUGUCAAAUGUGAAAGAAUGAGUGCAUUUCAUCAUCUACAGAACCUAAUAUCAUUAAAAGAUUCAGAGAAUCUGGAGAAAUCUCUGUACUAAAGGGACAAGGGCCAAAACCAAGACUGGAUGGUCCUGAUCUUCAGACCCUCAGACAGGACUCUGGAGUGGAAAUCACUGUGUGGGCUCAGAAUCACUUCCAAAAGGAAGCGAUAUGUAAACAUGAACCAGAAACACUGCCAGCAUUUCUAGGCCUGAGUUUAUUUAACAUGGACUGAGGGGAACAUUUGACAUUCUUGUUCAUGGAUGCUGCAUCCUCCUUUCUAGAGAGCAGAGAGAACACCCAGCUUGCUAUCAGCUCACAGUCCCAAUCCAGCAUCCAUGAUGGUAUGUGGUUCAUCAGAGUCCAUGUCAUGGGUAGCUUCUACAUCUGUGAAGGCUCCAUUAACGCUGAACAAUAUCUACAGGUUUAGGAGCAACAUCUGCUGACAUCCAGGCAAAGAGUUUUUCAGGGAAGACCUUCAUAUUUCAGCAAGACAACGACAAACCAAAUUCUGACAACAGGGAUUACAACAGCAUGGCUCUGUAGUAGAAGAGUCCUGCUGAAAAACUGACCGGUGGUUUUCCAAUCAAAUGUUUGCUAAGACACCAAACACUGAGCGGAAGCUUUCUUAUCCUUUUAUAUUAAAUGAUUUAAUGAUGUUUGUGUAGAAAGAGGAGCUUGGUGGCCAUUGGGACCCAUGACCUGGACACCAUCCGUGGUCCUUUCACAUACACAGCCAAGCCUCCAGGAGAUAUCUGCUUCAAACCCCUCAAUCAGACCAAGGACUACACUGCCACCCAGCUCAUGAGCCUCUACAAGGUGACCUGCCAACAGUCUUUAAUGCAGGUAGAGAGAGUCUUUUGUAUGUCUGUGCACAGUUAACCUGGUACUGUCCUCUAACCCCACACAGACAGACAGCCACCUGAGGCAUUACCUUCACAUUAUCGAAGACAAGCCAGUGUACCCUGUCAUCUAUGAUAGCAACGGGGUUGUCCUGUCUAUGCCUCCCAUCAUUAAUGGUGAGUUCUGUCUCUGUUGCUCUAACUGCAUACUACCCCUCACAUGUCCAAGUCUUUAAUUAUUCCAUGAUCAUAAAAAAUGGACAAAGGAAAGGUGUGAGAGACCAGAACUGAACUCUCUGUCCUAUAAUUGGUAAAAAUGUGUUUUCUUUUUUAAGGUGACCACACUAAAAUCUCCAUACAGACUAAGAACGUCUUCAUUGAGUGUACAGCCACAGACCUGACCAAGGUACAGAGACCAUGAGGGAAAAUCUCAUUUUUGUAUUUCAGUCUUUUUUUUCUGUUUUUGUGAGGUGACAGUGUCGUCUUGCUCUCUUCAGGCUAAGAUCGUGUUGGACAUGAUGGUGACCAUGUUCAGCGAGUACUGUGCACAGCCUUUCACGUGAGUCACAUAUCGCUGGUUUUAGUUCUCUGUGGGAUGAACUGAACGCAUGUUUUGGCUGAAUCUGAUUCUCUGGUCAUUUUCAAACAUAUACAAUUUGACAUUACUAAUAAAUCAAACAGUAAAUCAUGGCAUGCUGUUAUCUCUAUGGUUAGAAAAUGUCAUCUGAGCGAUGGUACAUGAGCUGUUUUCCAUCAUCUGUUAUAUGUUUAAGAAGAAUCUGUUUUACUUCAUCCUCCAGAGUCACGUAUUUGCUUAUUUGCUCAAAAACUUCGUUGUUGACUUUCAGGCUGGCUUGAUUUCACUGAUUACGGAAUUACCUCAUUUAAAGCUGCAGUAGGGAACUUUUGGUUUGUGCCUAAAGGUUUUUUUUUAUUUUUUUACAGGAAACUUUAAAUUUCAGGAUCUCUUCUUUGUGCCUGAAAUCUAAUUUUAACAGGAGUGUGUGCAACAGUGAGGGUGAUGUCUCUGCUUCUGUUUCUUUCAGGGUUGAGGAAGCUGAAGUGGUGUAUCCUGAUGGCACCGUCCACAUAUUACCGGUACUGGAACUUUUACUUGGUAUUACAUGCAAUAUAUAAAACAAUAGGCAUUAAUCAGCACAAAACACAGCUGAAGUUGCACUGAAAGCUUGAGAUAAUAACAACAACAACAAUAAUAAUCAUAAUAUUAAUAUGAAUAAUUAUUAUUAAUAUAAUAACUUUAUUUAUUUAGCACCUUUUAAAAACAUGUUUACAAAGUGCUUUAACAUAAGAAGCAAACAAAGGCAGAAACAGAGAAAAGAAAAUUGACGGUUAAAAUAAAUAAAAUGAACAGUUCAAAAUUGGUGGUUAGUGGUUGAGACGUGUUCUCCUUUAGUUGACCCCUCAGUAAUCCAGACUUUUUGUGGUCAUUUGCUGCUGUUUCAGAGUUUAAAGACCAUCAAAUGCUUGAUAAGAGAGAGUAGAGGGUGGUACGGCUGAUCCCCUUCAGUGUGAGAGAAAGUGAUACCCUUUCAUUGUCUGAAGAGGCUUUUGUGAGAGUCAUAAUUGCUCGAGGGCAGCCAGCUGACAGUGAGCUGUGCCAAAACUCGUGAAGUAGUUGACGCUUUGCCAGAGAAAGUCAAACCACUUGUCGCUAAAAGCUACAAAUACCUCACAGAUAAAAACCAUGUUAAUGCUGCAACUUCCCUCAGAAGAAGAAUUUCAGCUCAAAUGUAUCUGGUGGAGAGGAGGGAAUUUUUGGUAUAAUAUGAGUUUUGUCUGCUUUCCUCUAAUUCUCUGCGAUUGUGUCCUGUUUUAGGAGCUGGCUUACAGAAAGGAGAAGCUGUCCAGCGAGUUCAUCAACAAGAAAGUCGGCAUUAAGUGAGUCCUGUGGGUCUGCUCUGUUACGGCUUAAUUCCAGCAGAUCUGUGUUCGGUGCGCUUCGCUUUGCUGAGAUGUUUCACUCUAGUUGACGUAUUUGAUUCCUGCGCUUAGUUUCUGCUCCGUCUCAGCACCCUCUACUGUAUAAAGGCACAACCUCUAUUUUCACUGGAUGCUGGACCACGGCACUUCAGAAGUAGUCAUCUGGAACACCUCUGACAAAUUUAGGGUUCUAAGAUGCUUAUUAGCUUUUGUCUGACGCUGGAAUAUUUCUGUGUGUCUGUAUCUCCCUGAACACGUGUUUCAGUGAUCAGUAUUGUUUUGGUUUUUUUUCUUUUGACAGUGAGUCCACUGAGAAAAUCGCUCAGCUCCUGACCCGGAUGUGCCUGAGCUCGCAGCCUACCGGUAACGGCGAUGAGAUCGAGGUUGAGAUCCCGCCGACACGCUCAGAUGUGAUCCACGCCUGUGACAUCAUGGAGGAUGCCGCCAUGGCUUACGGGUUCAACAACAUCCCCCGCACCACACCUCGAACUUACACCGUAGCCAAUCAGGUGCUUUGUUUUUCUUCUGUGUGCAUAUAUUUUCCUUUGGUACAGUUUAAUUGAAUGUGGUCUGUCUGUGUUCUCCGUGUUCACAGUUUCCUCUGAAUGAACUGACAGAGCUGCUGAGAAGAGACCUGGCUGCAGCUGGAUUCACAGAAGCCCUCAACUUUGCCUUGGUAAGAAAAAAGAAGACACUAUUUUAUCAACAAUUUACCUCUGAAAGUGGAUCUGAGUGUUUUAUUGGGGUCAAAGAAUUCUCUGUUGCUUCAUAUAAAGCUGAUAUAAUCUCAUUUUGUCAGAUAGAAAUGCCUGGAUUUUUGGUAGAUAAUUCUAAAUAAUACCACAGUCCAAUGUUUUUAAAAAGUACCCACAUGUUACGUUAUCGUAGUAAUCUCUGCGUAUAGACUUUGGGUCUUAGGAUGGAGGAACUUAAUUUCAGUUUGUGGUACCUUUUUUUAAGUGGGUAAUCCAAGUGGAAUUGGCCAAUCACAUACCAGAAAAGCAAGCUGAACACAUCCUGGAAUAAUGACGUCUCAGCUUCUGUGAGCAGCAGUCUGACAUCAGUAUAUUGAUCACAAUAAAAUGUGAUAAUUCUGUCAGCGCAUACUUCCCCUGGUGUUGGUAUGAAACAGUAAACUGUCGUUUCUGCAGACACAUUGAUGGCUUUCCAGGUUGGAUCAUUAGCAUUCACAGCAUCCAGCUGGUUCUCCCACUGCUGCUUCAUUUCACUGACUGUAGGGUUAUAUUUGGGGUCAUGGGCAAGUCAAAUGAGUCAAUUUUCAUACUCCUGCUCCAUAAUAGACUCUUACAAAUUUGCCUCUGGUGUCAAGACUUUGAUCAUUAAAUUUUUAGUAUAUUUUAGUAAUACUCAAUUUACUGUAUGUAUGUUAAUAUCUAUAAACGUGCCCCCUCUCUCCCUGCAGUGCUCUAAAGAAGACAUAGCUGACAAGCUGGGAAAGAAGAUCUCAGACAUCAGGGCUGCUCAUAUCUCCAACCCGAAGACGGCCGAAUUCCAGGUAAAAGGCAUCCAAAUAAUACAGCUACUCCGCCUCACAGUUACAGUUAAAUUUAUUGUUGUUUGACAGAAAGAUGCAUGAAACAUUCUUUCACAGCAUAUACAGAGUAGUUGCUGCACAUACAAGUUAAACCUGUUUUUUCUAUUUGCUUGGACUGCAAAGAAAAGCAUGUCAGUUUAUUGUGGAAUAGUUGAGUUAUUUAUCUUUAUAUUUCAUCUUAGUUAAAUUACUACAGUCUGUGUUUAUUAUAAUACAUGCCACUUUGUAUUGGUCUGUAAUUUUUAUGUUGUCUCAAAUUUUCCUUAAAAUAUCGAGCUGUCAUUUUAAGUUGAUAUUGCCUGUAAUCGGUAUGAAGUUAUUUAAAAACAAUAAUUCAUGGGGUCAGAGAGCCUCAGUCCUGAAAUGUUAUAAACCCCAAGUGACAUUUGAGUCCAUGUCAGCAUCAGCAGGUGAAUGUCAUUUAGAAAGAGCAAUGUGUUAAAAAAAAGAAGAUAUCACCCUAAAAAAAUGUCACCAGUUUUAUCCUAAAAGAGGAAAAAGAUGGUGAUCUGAAAAGCCUACAGUCUCUCCUUUGUCUUAGAAACUGAUUUAAUGAGUUCAGGAGUUUCUCUUUAAUGUAAUUUUUCUCUAUUUAGUCCUCACAUCUUUUUUAUUUUCUGGAAACAAAUCCAAACACUUUCAGCUACAUUAAGUUAUUAACACGUAGUGAUUGUCCCUAAAUCACUUAGUAUAAAGGUGUUAAAAGCACUUAUUUCAUUUGAAGUAUUUCAGGAGGAACUCUGAGAAAAGCAAAAGUACCAGCAACACGGACACGCAUGGUGUGAAACUUGUAGAAGUUGUAGUUUAAUUUGUCCUUAAGAGGGCGCUCCUCUCCUCUCUAAAUGAAUUUUGCUGUACAUCCAGCCUCACUUCUCCUUCUCACCACCAGGUGGCGCGCACAACCUUACUGCCGGGCCUGUUGAAAACCAUUGCCGCCAACAGGAAGAUGCCCCUUCCCCUCAAACUGUUUGAGAUUUCUGACGUGGUGCUGAAGGAUGAGACCAAAGGUAGGCGUCUGAAUGUGUGAAAUCUUACAUAACGUGUUCACACCGUACCCGACCAAACCUUUAAUACUCAGUCUAAAAUCCUGCUGCUGCAGCUCCAAUAUAUGGAAAGACAUUUGGUAUGUGUUAGACAUGAACAUGAAAAUAAAAAUAAUACAUAAAAAUGGAAUAAAAUUUGUAUAGCUGCAAGACAUUUAUUCAGAAAGUGUCUUAUUGUUGGACUGGGUUUAAAACCUGGAUGACAAAGACCCAAAACAAACAGGUGGUUUUCUUUUGCUCCUCAUGUAAAAAAAUAGAGGAUAUUUGAUGUUACAUAAGCCAUGAUCACAUGACAAGUUCAGGUAGAUGUCUUCAUUGUAAGCACAGUUUUCACACCAGUUGUCGGCUUUAUUUACUCAUUAAAAGCAGUUUAAGACCAAUUUUUAUUUUGUAUAUCCUGAAAUGAGAUGUUUAUCUGGAUUAAGAGUUUAUAUAUGAAUACUCAAGUAAUACUUUGACAAUUGUUAACCCCUGCUUAAUUUUGAGUUUAUGUUAUGUGAAUGUAUUACAUUAUCCUUCAUUAAUCAAUUGAUCAUUUAUCAGUAUUGAUCAAAACUGCAGAAACCAGUUUAACCCCAGAAUAAUGUUCAUGAACAUGCACCAUCCGAUAAGUUACUGAGGUCUAACAGUCGCAACGUAAUCAGGGAGAACAGUCAUGAUUUAGUCCCUGAUUUAUUCCUGUCCUAAGUGUCUCUAACACUCCCUCCUACUUCAUCCCACUGACCAGAUGUUGGAGCGAGGAACAGCCGCAGUUUCUGUGCCGUUAACUACAACAAGAGUCCGGGCUUUGAGGUGAUCCAUGGCCUGCUGGACCGAACCAUGCAGCUGCUGGAGGUGAAGCCAGGCAAAGGGGACGGAUACCACAUCCAGGCUGCAGAAGGUAAACGGAUUCACAAACCAGCAGUCAUGUCUAUACAGGAAUAUAAACCGCAGUUUGUUUUUCUGGUAAAUAUCUGAGGGCUGGAUUAAAACUGAGGAAGACAAUCCCGGGACGGAUUUAACCUACAACGUCUCUAUGUUCCUGCCAAGCUGGUGAAACUGAUGAUUCUGGGUCACGUGAGGUUGAUAGGCAGGUUUAGUUGAGAUUAUGUAAAUCCUGUUCAUGACAGCAGGGAUUGCACUGUUAUGUACUUGGAGCAUCAUGGAGCCUAUUUUGAAGUCUGUCCUACAGGCUGGAUUUGACCUCUGCUCAGAUUCAACAUGCAGCACUGAUGGUUAGAGUAAAUCAGGUCAACGAGGGAGCAUAAAGAAAGAAAUCACAAUAAAUCGACGCUUUCAUUCACAGUUAGUCUUAAUUAUCAGCAUUUUUCCCGUGCAGGAAAAAACCGGCAGCACCUGUAGAAAAUUCUCUCCUCUAAACCUUUUCUUUUAAAAUUUCCUCCACAUUCGUGUCUGUUUUCUUCAAUUUGAUGGACGUCCUUGUGUGGUUUGACAUCUUUUUCCAGUUCUUGCAUCACUUUCCUCCUCAUCUCUUUUUUUCUGGCCGUUAAUCUCCAACCCAAAGAUUUUAGAAAUAUCCUCCAAGUUGUUUCCAGUCACUUUUUUGCCACAUGUUGAACAGGAAAUCAUAAAAUUCAUGUGGCUCUGUCUAAUCUAAUACGACCUGUUGUCAUCACUUUCAGACAAAGCAGUACAUCUGAUCUUUCCUUUCACCUGGCUGAUGUCUGACUCAGAUCAAACAAACAGAUCCUCUGACUGCCGUUCAACAUUUUUAUUGGAAUCCGACCCAGUGACUUCUGUGAAAGGCAUUUAAAAUGAUCUUUUCAAACGAGUCAGUUCUCUCGCUGUUGGUCUGGUUUGAAGGAAGUUGAUUUAAGGAGACUCGGCUAAGGAGCAAAGGACUUGAUUUGCAUCCUGUUUGUUUGGGACAUUUCAGAGUGAAGCUUUUAAUUCCCCUGACUCUGCAGUCCAAGAGCAAAGCUGUCAGCUCAAAUAAUAAUGAUUAGAGUCUGUAUUAAAAGCAGCAGGCUUACUCUUAAAAGACGUUAGAUCUGAGUUUGAACCCUAAAAUAGAAAUUGCACAAUGCAUCUUCAGUUUAGUGGUUUUUCCCGUUAAUGCCACCCCUUUAAUGCCAUCACUUCAGCUCUUAAUGGUCCACAUGAACAGCUGCAAAACAUCACUGAAGGUUUCGAAGAUUUAAGAGUUUUUUUUUUUUUUUUUAAAUCUUUGCAGACAUACAAAGUAUAAAUCUAAGCUCUGUUAAGUCUUCAGGAUUAAUUGAUUAGCUCAGAUUGUCGUUGUUUUCGGAGUUGUUUACCAGCACUUCCCAGGCUAAGGGUCAAAAAACGUAGAUAAACAAAGAUGUAAUGAUAUCAGAGUCUCACACUGGGAUCCUAUCAUGCUUUUGCUUCCUUAAGGUUCUUUUUCAUUUAAGCACUCUUCUCUCAACCAACAGUGUUUGAAAUAUGGCCAUGAUGGGAAUUUAUACUUCAGCUCCAGCUUGUUUACCAUCCCUCUGAAUCCUACGUCGUCAACCACAGAAAAUAUCUGCAGUUUCUUGGGGUCUCCUAUUCAGACUUCCAUUUUUUCUGGUGCAUCCCCAAUUAGGGGUUGAUGGAUAUCAGUUUUUCCGUGGAUGACGCCACUAGAGGAGGUCAGCCAGCGGCCGAUUAACAAUGCCAACAUCAGGUUGCUGUUAAUCGCAUUUGACAGUAUGCAAAAACUGUUCAUUUUUCAGAUCAUGAGGAGGGAGCUUUUCAAGUUGCUGAUUUGGUUGUAAAAUAUGCAGCACACAGGCCAGAAUCCAUGUAUUGCACUCCCAUUUGCAUUGAACAGCUGAUGGAUUCUGAGAUAGUGAGAUGUGCAAGUGAUUGAAGCAGAAGUUGGAGCUCUACACAAAUCUUACUGCAUCUCGUUUAUUUGCACCUCAACGUGAAACAAGAGUCGUGCAAACCGUAAUGUGCAUGCAGGAGAAUCAACCUGCGUCUACAUGUGACUCACAAAAACCUGCAAUAAGGUUGUGGCAGAAGACUCAGCUCAGUGUCAUCUCCCUGAUUCAUCUGAUCCUGAGGUCCAGACAGGUUCUGAGGUACAGCACAAACUGAUCUGUGUGCAUUUAGGAUCCCAUACUCCCAGAGAGACUUUCACACACCGUUUAGGGCUCAGUCCUUUCACUUUCCACUCCUCCUUCUCCUCUCUCCUUGGCUUACAUGCUCCAAGGUCACGCCGCAGGAUAUCCACUGCUGGCCCACUUUGACUGCAAAUCAAUGGGCUCAAGUGACAGUGAAUGAGGGCAGUGAGGAGAGGGCGAGACGGACUGAAGAGAGGGAGAAGUGAUGCGACUGGAGGAGGUAUGAAAGCAUGUGAAGCCUGCAGUCUGGAAGAGUGCAUGGGAGUCACGUCACCCAGUUCUGCAGUGCUGAGCAGCAACACAGGCUGGCACAUAGAGCACCCACCCACGGGUGCACAGAGUGUCCAUCUGACAGGCACACACACUCAGUGCGAGCUGAAAUGGACGCACAGUCUGCACUAAUGCACGACACACUGGGCACACACUCCCACUCUGCCUCUAUUUUUUUCCACACUUCAUGCACCAUUAGCCUAACCCCUCCUCCCUCCACACACACAUAUGUCAGCGUGUCCUUAACCCCAUUAUAAGGUCCCGACCCCAGCCUGAGAGCUCACCUGAUGCAGACGCAUGCUACAGGAUGAGUCCAUCAGCGGUGCGGCUAACUCACCGUUACAGAGUGAAAGAGUGGCCGAGGGAAUACACAUCAACUGAGUUUCUUCCACUCAGCGGGAAGAGAGGAUGAAAUAAGGAGUCAGGGGAUCAGAAGUGGAGGAAGAAACCACUUAGGAGACAGAUGCCUGUGUUUCACUUAACAACUGUGUCCAAUGCAAAGUCCCGGCCCGGAGACCCUUUGUUACAGGAGAGUCCGGGAGUUCAUAAGACUCCAUUUGUUCAAUAAUUGACCUGAAGUGCUCAGACUUCAGGAACUGAUAUUUUUGUGUCAGCUCCUCAUUCGAAAAGCGGAUGUGCUGAAAAUCGGACAACUUUCACCUGUGAGUGUAUAAGACACACUGUAAGGAUCUUUACAAACAACUUGACUGUAGAUGACUCCAGAGACUUGGGCAACUUAUGCUAAAGUAGUUUAUGUCAUAUUCUAUUAAAGAGGAGAGCACAGGGCCAUCCCUCCUGCAGCACGUUUACUUUUGAAAUUCACAACCUUCAUUUGUUGGACAUUGUGCAGUUUGUGGUUCAGUCUGAACUGAGGUGGAUAAGAAAGCUCCUUAGUUUUUUGUACCUUUUUAUCUGGAACAUGAACAGUCUGAUUUCAAGCUGCAAAACUCUGUUAGUCUGAAGGCUCUGAAAUCUUCAGGGAAAAAUCUUGAAGCCAGGUUUUCCGUGUGCAAAUGUCUCCCUCUGAUCUUAGCGGGACAACCCGCGCUAAAUAAAGAUAAUAAAAAACAUCUUUGAUUCCAGUGCAGGCCGCUUGGAGUGAUUUCAACAGCAGCAAAGUCUCUCUUUCUCUUCCCGCUCACUCAGUCAUUCCCCUGUGCAGGUGUGAGUGAAUUAUUGCCUGAUUGAAUUAUGAAGCAAGAUAAGAUUUCAACUCAAACACUUCACCUUAUUUCUGCAUGGGUUAGGUUGCACCACAGUGAGUCAAUGAAACAUGCUUUUGGCAGCAAGUGCAACAAGUUCUUCCAGGGUGUAUGCGAUGAGGAAAAUGCAGAAGCUGGUGCACACUGCAUGUUUCCCAGCUUCUUCGUUGGCCGCUCGGCUGCUCUGGUAACAUCAGGAGGCGUGAUGGGUUAACCUGAUACCACCGUCUCCCUCUCUAACUGGGCUGCUGAAAGCUCUGCUGCAAGUUGGAAGAGAGUGGGCGAAAAAGUGGCCCGGCUCAAGUGUAGGAUUUUCAUUGACUGAUUAGUUAUUUAAGAUGUACCGGAGUUAUUUAUAUGGUUGCCAUGGCAGCACACUCAUAGUACAAGUACAUGACGUGUGUGGACACAAGCUACUUCGGCCAAUUUAAUUCACCCGACAGAGACGGAACAGGCGGAUGAGAGAUGUGGCAGAAUAUCCUGCUGUUUCUUCACAUGCACACGCACACACACACACACACACACACGCACACACACACACACACACUAUAAAGUCCAGCCCAUGUGUGUUGUAAGCCAUCAAAAACUUGAUGAGUGAACAUCUAAGCAGUGGGCUCUGGAAGCCAUUAGGAAGGCAGCGUGGGAAGAAGCAGUGCACUAUGGGAGAAUGCCAUGUCUGUGCAUGUGUGUGGGGGGGGCUGUUGUCACGGCAACCCCUGUAUCUUGUUAAAUCGCUGACCAGUGUGCGUCUGUCAGAGUGGUCUGAAGAAAAAAAUACGCCUCGCACAUCCAGAAGUGUGGCGUCAUCAUCUCUCUGUGGAUGAACACUUCUGACUCCCUCUGGACCGGAGUGACCUUCACUCCUGACACACACACACAUACACACUGAAGCAUCAGAUUUUAAUCAGAAGAGAGGAAGUGUGUGUCUGAAAUUGAUGGAUUCAUGAAAUCUAAUUAUAGCCAAAUGGCCUGCGGAGGUUGUUGCUGAAGAGUAAUGACCUGUGACAUUUUCACAUAAAGCAUGCUGCUCUGUCAGAGACUGAUAUUAAACAACACAGAUCCAGCUCAAUCCCCGUCCAUCAAGGCUUCUGCUUUUUUCACUUUUUCUUCAAAGUCUAUCUGGUUCACAGAACACGAGUCCUUUCUCAGCUCUUGUUUUGUUUAGGGAAACAAUGAUUGAUUUCUUCCAAUGUGGUUUGAUGAAUACUUGUCAAAAGAAAAUCCAGAACCAAGAGGCAGCACAUCACCACGCAUGCUGCUUGCUGGAAUCGUGAUCUGCAAUACCACUUGCAAGAAUCACAACUCCAAAAGGUUUAAAAAUGAAGAUUUUAUUAAACCCCGAUCUUCAGAAGUGCUCUUUUUUUCUGCUUCUAAAGUUUUUGUCGAGAUAGUGGCAGAAAAAGGAUCCAAAAACCCCCAGAUCAAGCAGAUGGUUUGUUAGUCACAUUACAUACUGGUUAAAAAUAGUUUGCAUGGGUACAAACAGAUUGCUACAAGUAAGUGGAGGUGUUGUAAUAAAAAGCAGCUACAAAAGCAUGAAAGUGUUGGCUUUGUGUAGAAGAAGAAGAAUCAGUCAGUGCCAGAUGGAUUUGUUCUCCACGAGGACAGCUCGGUUUCAGAACAACAGACCUUGCUUAUAUGUUUUGCACACACUCCACCUGUCUCUUUUAAGUCUAUUUUUCUCAUGCAAAACAAAAACUGAUCUUUAUUUUAUGCCACACAAGCUCCAGCAGACCUGACACUAAGCCUGCAGGAUACGAAGCAAUUUAAUUUUGAGGUAUCAGUGAUAGAACAAAAGCUCAUGUUGCCUGUUUCACUUCACUCUCCCUGCAGACCUGAGAUUGUUUGGUGUUUGCACAAAUAUCAUCUUCACAUUUUACUGUCUUUGGGUUUGUUUUCCUCAGCUGAUGACCCGCCCACAACACUAUCUGAUUGGCGACCAUCACACGAGGCUUUGGUGUAACUGCGCUUUGACUGGUUAACUGUUAAACUUUAACACAAGGUUUAAAGUUUCAGUUUUGUUAAACAUUGUCAAUGUUAAUUUUGAUUUAGUUUUAGUGUUUUUAAAAAAUUUGGGGUUCAUCUUGGUGUUUUUUAGUUUUGCUGUUGUUUUAGUCAGGACCAUAGACUGUAUAAAGAAUGGACAGAGCCUGCCUCCUUGUUGGGUGAGGCCACUCCGAGAACAGCACCCUCUGUUGAUGGGCUGCAGUAUAGGUCAUAAAUCCCGCCUCCACCAGCAAAGCUUAUGGAGCUGUGGACAAACUGUAGAAAGAAUAUACAGAAUAUACAUUUUUCUCCCCCCUGUUUAUGAUGUUGACAUGUAGUUACAGUAAGACUGGUUUGUGCUCAAGUCCUCUUUUUUUCUGUGAAGCUCCGUUUUUAAAAGUUGUUAGGGGGUUCACGUUUUCUAUGAUUGACACUUGAUACAGCCUAUGGGCAUUCAGGGAUUGUGUAGCUCUCCCAGAGGAUACGCUGUUUGAGCCGAGCAUCAUCCCAGCGACUCUCGGCGACUGCACGGCCGAAUGCGCGCAUCGCUACUGCGCAGCUCUGGUUUCAGGAAAUGAAGAAAAAUCCCGGAAAUACCGAGAGCUUUUUGGCUUCAAAUGCGUAUACAGGCGGUAGAUGGAACCAAGUUGUCCAUAGAAUAUACAGUCUAUGGUCAGGACUUAGUCAGAGGAACUCAUUUAACAAGCUUUAGUCAAAACUUUCUCACUUUGUUUGGCUGUCUUUGCUGAGAGCCUGUUUUGAAACGUGCAAUGAGUCCCAUUUCAACAACAAAACCCACUUUUCACUUCAUGAAGGUACAUUUAACUGAAUUGAAGGAGGUGGUUGAAUACAGGAAGGCAGCUCAGCUCCUUUUAAUUUAAUGAUUGGUGAAUGUAGUAAGGUAUGCUAAUCGCCAACAGGUGUUCGGUUGAGUUUUUCUACCCAGUCAAAGACUGCUACCGUAGCCUGGUUUAGAGCUGAUUAUAGAAGUCAGAUUUUUGUGAACAUUAAAUUCAGAGAGUUAUUGCGUACUUGUGUCAGCAAAUCAUCAUAUAUCGUCAUCAUUUACCCAAGCAGACGUUUUUGUCUCCCAUCUUGUUACCUCAUCAGGAAUGAUGCGCAAAGUCUUGUCUUCAAAAGAAGUUGUGCUGUAGCAUCUGUAUACGAGUCACAUUCUCCUCCUGCAGAGCUCAACUUGCCAAUACAGAUGUGAUCAAUUUAAUGAUAAUCUAUUCUGAUUUUUUUAUUCUUGCUUUUAGAUUCCACCUUCUUCCCUGGGCGAUGCGCAGAGGUCUAUGUCCGAGGACAGAGCGUGGGCCGUCUCGGGGUCCUCCACCCGGACGUCAUCAACCGCUUUGACCUUACGAUGCCCUGCUCAGCGCUGGAGAUGGACCUCGAGCCUUUCCUGUGAUUUCACCUUCCUAAAGCUAAAUUUUGGUUCAAAUAACACAGUUUACAUCCUCAGAACAAAACACAAGGCAAUCAUUUUUAUAAGUAAAAUGUAUCAGGUUUAAAAAAUAUAUAUAUUAAAAAGAGAACGGGUUCUUAAACGAGUGAAAUCAUGUGGAAACUAAAGGAGCAAACUGCAGCAUUAGUAUGUAGAGCCACUGUGUUUAUAUCAGAAAUGAGGCUGUUUUUACUGAAGUCAGAGCAAUUAAAAAUGAACAAGACUUCAUUGUGUUCCUGACGUGACUGGUGCGUGUCUUUGUGUCCGUGUAUGUGUGUGUGUGUGUGUGUGUGUGGGCUUGUUCAUGCAUGCCUGUUCUUAAUUUAGCUCACUCAUGCCUUGGGGUUGGAGCACAGUAAUUAAACUCAGUGACUCAUUACCUGUUGCUUUGUUGCCUUGGUUCUUCCAGCGGCCUCACUGCAGAAACCGCCCUCACACAUGAUGUCCCCAUGCAGGAAGUCAUCAAGCACAACUUCCCUACGCAAGAAGAUUCCUCGAAGGUCCCGCCCUCCCGCCCCACUUCCACAAAAACUGUGUUUGGGGACAUGAGCAUGCCCACCGGCCUUAAAGCUCUUAAUGACUUUCUGGCUGAUAAAAGCUACAUUGAGGGCUUUGUUGCGUCCAGGGCUGACGUAGAAAUGUUUGAAGCCAUCCCGUCUGCUCCCUCGCCAACCUUCUGCCACCUCACACGCUGGUAUAACCACAUCAAGUCCUUCCAGAGAGAACGAGCCGGCCUCCCUCCAGCUAAGACUCAGUUCGUUCUCCCGGUCGCUCAAACAAACGACGCCAGUGACGAUGACGACAUCGACCUAUUCGGCUCAGAUGACGACGAAGAAGAGAGCGCAGAGGCGGCGAGAAUCAAGGAGCAGCGCCUGGCCGAGUACGCCGCCAAGAAGUCCAAGAAGCCAGCUCUCAUUGCCAAGUCCUCCAUCUUGCUUGACGUCAAACCCUGGGACGAUGAGACGGACAUGAGCAAGCUGGAGGAGUGCGUGCGAAGCGUCUGCAUGGACGGGCUGCUGUGGGGGCAGUCCAAGCUGGUCCCCGUGGGCUACGGCAUCAAGAAGCUCCAGAUAGGAUGCGUGGUGGAGGACGAUAAAGUAGGCACAGACCUGCUGGAGGAAGCCAUCACCGCCUUCGAGGAGUAUGUUCAGUCUGUGGAUGUGGCUGCCUUCAAUAAGAUCUGAAUCCGUCUGCUGAACGGUACCAUCUGAUGUCUGCUGGUCUUGGGUGUAAGAUGACGGGAAAUGAAGCUAAACAUUCAAGCACUAAUUUAACGUCUAUGUAACACAACAACCAACAACGCUCAGGUUCUUCAUUGAAAAGACUGUUAAACCUUUUCAUAGAAACUCUUGCAUUCAAAGAUCAAAUAAAGCCACUCUAACUUUUGAACAAGUACUUUGAAGCUGUUAUUGUGUGAUGCACGUUUUAGAGGUUAUAAGUUCAGACUUCCUCUAUAUCUGCUGGUGCUUGACUGUCAAUUCAAAGGGUAAUAGUUACAUCUUAGAGCCUCCCAUAUGAAAGCGGAGUGAGCAGAUAAGAAGACGUCUUGUAAAUUCAGUCUGACAGGUGCUCCGGCAUUCCUACAACCUCUACUGUAGCAAAAGGGAGGUUAACUCUUUCAUUACUGCCUCCAAAACAAACCAUGACAAGUACUAUACCUAUACCGGUUUAAACCUGCUCAGUAAUACGACGUAUAGGGCAGAUACAGGCCGGUGCCAGUGAAAUCAAAAUGUCAGUUAAACUGGUUUACAAAGGUUUAUUCUGCAGACUGGUGCUGGCAAGUCUGGCUAAGGGUGGGGUUCUUCCAGUGGGAAAAUACUGAAGCAUGUGGAGCUUCUCAGAUACUCUCCUAUAGUGCUAAGACAACAUAUCAAAUGUUUCAAAACAAGGAAUAUGUAUACUUAACUCAAAAAUGAUGUGCUUGUUUUAUAUUUGGUAACAUCUAAAUCUUGAACUAAGUUCGUAUAGGGUCAUGCUUUCCAUUAAAUGUAAUCAUCUCUUCUUUUAGCAACACUCUGUAAACAUUAGUGAACCCAGGAGACCAGAUUAUGAAGUUAGGAGAGAGACAGUUCAGUGUCUCUUUUGUUGUAAUUGUCAUUGCAUUGUGCAGCAUGUUUUCAAUGGAGUCAGGACUUUAGUCAGUCCAGUUUCUCAGCAGGACUCUUCUCCUACAGAGCCAUGCUGUUGUAAUCCCUGUUGUCAGAAUGUGGUUUGUCAUUGUCUUGCUGAAAUAUGAAGGUCUUCCCUGAAAAAAAGUCUUUGGAUGUCAGCAGAUGUUGCUCCUAAACCUGUAGAUCUUGUUCAGCAUUAAUGGAGCCUCCACAGAUGUGGAAGAUACCCAUUACAUGGUCUUUGAUGACCCCCAUACCAUCAGGGAUGCUUGUUUUGAACUGGGAGCUGAUAACAAGCUAAGUGGUCCAUCUCCUGUUUAGAGCUUGGUUCCCAGGAUCUAUGAGGUCAUAAAACUGUAUGAUUUUGAUCCUUCCACUUACCUCAGUCCAUCUUAAAUGGGCUCAGGUCCAGAGAACUCUCUGGUGUUUCUGGAUUCUGUCUCUGGUUUCCUCUUUUUUUAGUUCAGUUUUAACCUCAUUAGUGGAUGCAGUGAUGAACUGUAUUCACAGUCAAUGGUUUUAGAGGUGAUUUUGAGUCCAUGCAGUGAUUUCUACUCCAGAGUCCUGUCUGUUUUUCAUGCAGUGCUGUCUAAGGGUCUGGAGAUCAGGACCAUCCAGUCUUGGUUUUGGUCCUUGUCCCUUUAGUACAGAGAUUUCUCCAGAUUCUCUGAAUCUUUUAAUGAUAUGAUGUUCUGUAAAUGAUGAAAUCCACUCAUUCUUUCACAUUUGACACUCAGGAACAUUAUUGUAAAAACUGUUGUUCUAUUAGCUCACACAGUCUUUCACAGAGUGGUGAACCUCUUCCAUUUUGUCCUCUAACAGACUCAGCCUCUCUAAAUGUCCUUUUUAUACUCAGUCAUGUUACUCACCUGUUGGAAAUUCACUUCAUUAGUUAACCUCCAUUGGCUUUUUUUUUUUAAAGAUUACACAACUUUUCACCAGUUUGUUGUCCCCAAACCAAUGUAAAUAUGAAUUUAUAUUUUUCAUAGAAAAAUUUUUUUUUGAAACCAUACGUUAAGGUGUUUUUUUGUUUUUUUUUUGCAGUUCGGCAGCAUUACAAAUGUUUGAGAAUUGAGAAAAAAGUUGUGACUCGAUAUUUUAUCUAAAUGAUUUAUUAGCUCUUAGCCAGCUCAGUCACAGCAACUUUUCUGUAAAUCAUUGCAAGCAAAACUGUGUAUAAGAAAGUUAACAUGUUAAAAACAACAUGCUACAUAUUGAAAUAAAUAUGUCAAAUAUGUGA
Xyrichtys novacula (pearly razorfish) is the source of this 20175-nucleotide messenger RNA. Lineage: Eukaryota; Metazoa; Chordata; Actinopteri; Labriformes; Labridae. The record is from the annotation of a GenBank genome assembly.